AUGAUAGACUGGAACUCCCCAAUAGCACUAAAGCUCAGAGAAGUGACUAGCCGCGUUCAUAAAUCUAAAUCAUGCAACUGCCGGGAUAUACCUCUGGGAGGUUGCAGCGUCCUUAGACUUCGAAUGGUCUUACUUGACAAGAAAGAGAAAGCUCCGUUUCCAAUUAUCGUUUAUUUCCUGACUCGUUAUCUGGCCUUGGCGAGCACGAUUGGAAGUCCGAUAUCGUUGAAUGUCAAGUCAGGACUUAACUGUCAGGCAUUAUAUCGAUCCAUCCAGGUAGUAUCGGGUGGUUCUAUUGGCAUGGCCACUAUCAGCUUUGCUCUGAGAACUUUCCAGCGCAGCCUACGAGUUGAACGUUCCGUUUGA
Somion occarium is the source of this 366-nucleotide messenger RNA. Lineage: Eukaryota; Fungi; Basidiomycota; Agaricomycetes; Polyporales; Cerrenaceae. The record is from the annotation of a GenBank genome assembly.